Molecule: messenger RNA, 2568 nt
Organism: Monomorium pharaonis (pharaoh ant)
Lineage: Eukaryota; Metazoa; Arthropoda; Insecta; Hymenoptera; Formicidae
Product: C-type lectin domain family 12 member B
Exons: 6
Coding region: 1580-2431 (283 amino acids)
Source: RefSeq, a predicted model, not a curated record
CUGUGCUUUUCCAAUGCUUUUAAAAUAAAAACAAUAUUAUUUUCUAUCUUUUUAAAAAAUACGUUACUUUUAAAAAUUAGUAACUAGUAACGAUAAACAAUUAUUUUUAGAAAGAAACUUUCUCAAUCCUAAUUCUUAUAUUCACCGCAUUCUUGUAGUUACCGCAUUUGUUAAUCACUUUGUUAAUAAAAUUGAAAAGUUAUAUUUAAUUUUUACUUGUAAAACAUUGUUCUCAUGCUAUUUUAUUACCUUAAAUUAUUACGGAUUUCUAAACCGCUAAUUUUAUUUUGAUGGAAUUAUUCAAGAUAAUGCUUUUGCGGUGUACACACAAAAUGAAAGUUUAAUGCAUAAGAAUACAAAUUACAAGUUGAACUGUGUUAUCGCGAGAAAGUAUAAUAACUGAUCACACGCUUCUGUCAUUAAGAGAUAGAUUGUGAAGUUUCCGCAUUUGCUUUGUUGAAGCCACCGAUAUUCGAAUGCAUUCUAGGAAACUAUGUCAGUAGGCCAAUCUUCGCAAAUAAUUAUACAACAAGUAAAUGAGCGAACAUUUACAUUUACAUUUGAAAUUCAUGAAAACGCAGCUUUCGUUGGAGAUAACAAAACACAAUGUCAGACGUAAAAUUGCUACAAAAAUGUGUCUCAGUGCAUACAAAACGAUUUAAGAAACAAAAUUUGAUCUUUAACAUUUUCUAAUAAUAUAAACAUUUUUUAAAUAUUUCUCUUAAUGCAGAAAUUAAUAAUAAUUUCUGCAAUAAUAACUGCAAACAAAAAAAAUAAAUUUAUAUUUAAACAUUUUUUAUAUAAUUUAUAUUUAUGCCCAUGAUAAAAAUGAUCAAAACAUCACAAAUUUCUCUUUUCGAGAAAUAUAUCACUUUUUUUAUUUUAGAUCACUUUUAAAACACUUUUUUUGGACCAUUUUUUUCUUGGCUUAGAUCACUUUCAUAAUUAUCGAUAAAUAUACAAUUUUUUUAAACGUUUUUUUAAACGUUUAUAAAAAUUUUAAUAAUUAAUCUACUAUUAUAAAAGCCAUAUACAUUUUAUAUUUGUUACUAUUCUACUAUUGAAGAAAAAUAAUGCAAUUAUUCAAAUGUUAAAUGAGAGGAUAAAUGACUAAGCUAUCCUUACAUUUCUCUCUAUUAUAUUUCUCAUAUUUUCUUAUUUAAAAAAUAUAUUUAUAUCUUUUUAAUAUCCAGUUAAAUACUGAAUAUAUAAUUAUUAUAAUUAUUAACUUAUCAAAUCCCAUCUGAAGUGGGCUUACCGAAGAAAGUGACUUGACUUCUAAGGAGGGGAGAAAGUGACCUAGAGAGGUCUGGGCUACGACAUCGUCCUCGAAUCUUUUCUUCUCAGUCUUCCGUAUGAUUGGGUGUGGAAUACUCGUGAUAUCAAGUAAAAAUAUUUCGUGAGAAGUUAAUUAUUACGUACAAACCACUCAGAAAUACCACGAACAUUGAUUCAGGCGAAAAACGGAACGUCUUUAUUUCGUUUACUUUUAUACAUUUCGCGAAAGGUUGAUGCUGGCCUUUCAGUUCCUGUAGCCAAGAUUAUAUCUACACUACAUUUCUUCUUCGGUCUCAAAACCAUGACGAGAAAGAUAGCCAUGCAAUUAUAUUCUUCAAUUAUGCUUGUCACGGUGAUAACAAUCGUUAGUACGAUAUCCGUUGUAUCAUCGUCGUCUUCCCAACCAAAUUUAGCAACUGUUACAAUAAAUCAUGGUCCAUGGGCAGAGGUUCUCGAAAAUUGGAUCACUCUUCAAUCUAACAACUCUCGGACCGGACGAGUGAUGAAGGUUGAUGAUAAGCUUGUGACAGUGACGACUAAAAUCCAAAAUACAUCAAAUAAAAGAGAAGUUACUGAAACCGAUCUUUAUCUACUUGGUGCCAUUGAAAAAUUGGUAUAUAGAGUAGAUCAUCUAGAAAAACGAGUAAGAAGAGCGGAAGAACUAUUAUACUACGUUAUUGCUGGGAACAAUAAAAUGAAAGAGCCUUGUCCUGCCAAUUACACGAGAAUGGGCCAAAACUGUUAUCACUUCAGCAAUCGUGAAUUUAACUGGAAAUCAUCGGCAAGCCUUUGCCGCGGUAUGGGUGGACACUUGGUUGAAUUUGACACGAUCGAAGAGAGCCAAGAUGUAAUCGCGGGUUUGACGUCGGACGCUAAGUUGAAGGGCAAAAAUUUCUGGACAGGUGGCUUGAAUCCAGGACUAUUAUGGAUCUGGGCCAGCAGUGCUAGACCAGUUCAUCAAGAUACUAAACAGCCCGUCAUUGGUGACGGCAGAUGCUUGAAAUUAACUUUCAACGCGUCGUCGAAAAUUUACUCGUACAGAGGUGAAGAUUGCGGCUCGAGACAAAGAUACCUCUGUGAAUUGACAGUCGAUGAUGAAUCAACAAACAGAAUCGAAAGAACCGCACGGUUAUUAAUUGAUAAGAAUAAUUAGAAGCAUUUUAAUGGCAGAUAAAAAUAGGAUAACAAAACAAACACAAAGAAUUGUAUUUAUCUGUAAAUAUAUAUUUUUAAUAAUUUAUAUCCCAAAAGUUCCAUAUUAAAAUUGUAUAAAUAAUUUCUUAAUCAUAA